This is a messenger RNA of Pecten maximus, 875 nucleotides long. Its product is annotated as short-chain collagen C4-like. Bases 72 to 857 code for a protein of 261 amino acids. The record is from RefSeq and is a predicted model, not a curated record. Lineage: Eukaryota; Metazoa; Mollusca; Bivalvia; Pectinida; Pectinidae. The transcript has 3 exons.
ACAUUAUAUGGGUUUCGUUGUGAUAACCAUUACGUGGAAGUUCAACGCCAUAUUGGCAGUAAAUAUACAAAAUGAUGUUCAGCUGUGAUCCACAUAUCUUGGUACCAAUCGCUUGCAUGUUGGUAAUUUGUGUAUGUUGUAACGACGAGCGCGAGAAGAGGAUUCUUCUAACGGAUCCGAACUAUGUCCAGCAACAGAUGACCCACCUACAGGGAGAACUACAGACCCUACAGGCCACGGUACAAUCACAGACGAGUGAAAUAUCCUCUCUGAAACAACAACUCGUACAGUCAAAAAAUGUUGCCGGAUCCACAUUUGUUCGCUGGGGAAGGCCCGAUUGCCCCGCAAACCUGACAGAGCUUGUGUAUUCUGGUUACGCUGGCGGUUCUUGGUAUGGUCACUCUGGAGCUGCAGCCGAACAUCUUUGUCUGCCAUCCGAUCCAGAAUGGUUACAAACAACAGUUGAACCAAACGACUACACCGGAAGAAUUUACGGGGCGGAGUACGAAUCAGAUACUGGUCAUACUCUAUUCGGCACAAACUCGCGUGACGAAGAAGUUCCGUGUGCGGUCUGUAGAUCUACGUCCUUUGUUUCCUCUGUGAUGAUACCGGCGAGGACGACAUGCUACAGCGGCUGGACAAAGGCGUACGGCGGGUCACUGUCGUCAGGGUACUACGGUCAUGCAGCUGCUACCCAAUACGUUUGUGUAGAUGAGCAUGCGCAGCCUCUUGUUGGAGGAGCGGAUAGAAAUGAUAACGGUUUGCUGUUUGUUGGAGUCAAAGCCUUAUGUGGCUCUCUGCGAUGUCCACCAUACAAGCAAGAUAAAUACAUUUCCUGUGUAGUUUGCAUGAAAUAAAAAGAUUUUCAUUUUGUA